AUGGCGUCGUCAACUCCAUACACAGUGAGGUGGGGUAUCAUGGCCACUGGUUGGAUUGCUGAGGUCUUCACCAAGGACCUCCUUGCCAACCCGGCCCUUCGUGAUGUGCACGAUGUCCGCCAUGAGGUCGCCGCCGCCGCCUCUUCCAGCUCCGAAGAAAGGGCCGCCGACUUCCUCACCAAGGUCAAGGCCCCGAGCUCUGCCAAGGCAUACGGGUCGUACCACGAGCUGGUGGCCGACCCCGACAUUGACAUCGUCUACGUGGCCACCCCCCACAGCCACCACUUCCAGAACGCCAUGCUCGCGCUCGAAGCCGGCAAGAAUGUGCUCUGUGAGAAGGCUCUGACCGUAACGGCAUCUCAGGCCCGCAAGCUCGUCGAUACUGCGCGGGCUAAGGGUGUCUUCUUUAUGGAGGCCGUGUGGACCCGCUACUUCCCUCUUAGCAUCCAGGUGAGAAACCUGAUCUCGUCGGGGGCUAUCGGAAACGUCUAUCGCACCAUCGCCGACCUGUCAAUCGGCAAGGACGGGGCCGACGGCAAGAUUGACUUUGACGAUUCGCACCGCAUGGUCAACCCCGCACUAGCCGGCGGUGCCCUCCUGGAUCUUGGUAUCUAUGCUCUGACCUGGGUUUUCCAGACGCUGUACCACGUACAGCCUGAGGAGCAGAAGGAGGCACCCAACGUCGUGGCCGCCGUCAACAAGUACCACACUGGAGCCGACGAGACGACUAGCAUCAUUGUGCAAUUCCCCAAGCACAAGAGCCACGGCAUUGCGCUCACAUCGCUUCGCGUAUCAAGUGAUGUGGAUGGCAAGAACAGCGGCGGCGCAGCUAUUCGCAUCCAAGGGUCCGCGGGUGAGAUCCAGGUCAUGGGCCCGGCGUACUGCCCGCUACAGUAUCGGGUGAUCAAGAAGGACGGUGCUGGCGAGGUUCAGGUGGUUGACUGCCCGAUCCCCAAGGACCCCGAGAGCGGGUGGGGCCAGGGCAUGUUCUGGGAGGCCGACGAGUGCGCCCGCUGCCUGCGUGAUGGGCAGAAGGAGAGCAAGUCCCUGCCGUGGAGCGAGAGCAUCGCCAUCAUGGAGGUUAUGGAAGAGACGCUGCGGCAGGGCGAAGUCGUGUACUCAGACGUCAUCACGACCGACGUGUACGAUGCUCAGAGCCCGUUGAACACUGGCAAGCGGUAA
This is a messenger RNA of Chaetomium globosum CBS 148.51, 1182 nucleotides long. RefSeq lists its product as uncharacterized. Gene Ontology annotation, molecular function: nucleotide binding. The record is from RefSeq and is a predicted model, not a curated record. Lineage: Eukaryota; Fungi; Ascomycota; Sordariomycetes; Sordariales; Chaetomiaceae. The transcript is spliced from 3 exons. Bases 1 to 1182 code for a protein of 393 amino acids.